Molecule: messenger RNA, 2804 nt
Organism: Bactrocera neohumeralis
Lineage: Eukaryota; Metazoa; Arthropoda; Insecta; Diptera; Tephritidae
Exons: 6
Coding region: 471-2804 (777 amino acids)
Biological process (GO): DNA repair; telomere maintenance
Molecular function (GO): DNA helicase activity
Source: RefSeq, a predicted model, not a curated record
UUUAAUUGUUUUUGUUUUUUUUUCGUUUUUGAUACUCUUGUUACACUGUUAAAUUUUUUGUUUUUGUUGUUGUUGAUAACAGCAUUUCGUUUACUAAACUGUGUUAUAAUGUCGGUCGUAUUCUGUCAUUUGUUAAACCACGUGUGUUGUUCAAUUAGUUCUUAAAAAUCGUGAAAAUGGAAAGUGAUGAUAUACUUGUUUAGAAUAUAAUUCCGGGUUUGAGGAAAACCAGAAAAUUAUUACAUAUUCCAACAGAGGGACAAAUUUAUAAAUUUAAAUAUUCUCAAAAUAAUACAAAAUAUUAUAAUUGUUAUCAAAAUGGAUGUCCCGUCAAUAUUGCCGUGGAUUUGAACAAUGCAAUACAUUGCCGUAAAACAAAUAAAAACUUAGUGCACAACCAUGAGGCCCAAAAUGAAGUUAUAAAGAAAUUAAGUUUAAUUAACUCUAUUAAAUUCGAAUGCGCUAAUAGAAUGUCAUUGAAAAGGUCAAGUGUUCGUCAAGUGUACGAUGAGAAUUGCAAAAAGGCUAAAGAGUCUGCUCAUUUGGUUGAAUUUGGGAAAAUGCGAAGGCAAUUAAUAAACAUAAAAUCGGAAGCCUUGCCAAAAGCACCUCAAAAUUUCCAUGACAUAAUUUCAAUUUUUGAAAAUCCAGAAAUUCGCAAGAAUUAUACAAAUUCAAAAUAUGACAAUGAUUUGCCAUUCUAUCGUGGUACGGUGAUUGAAGAGGAUUUCGGUUACUCAAUUUUUGUGUCCCCUACAAUGUGUAACUCAAUAAUGAAUAUGCCUACUGGCGAACCACGUCAUUAUUUAAUAGAUGGGACUUUUGGUGUAGUACCGAUACGUAGUUCCAAUAGCUUUAAGCAGCUGCUAAUAUUUCAUAUUGCUCAUAAUGAACAUACAUUUCCUUUUAUCUACAUUUUAAUGUCAAACAAAUCUUUGAAUGCAUAUAUCCAUGUACUACAAUACAUCCAAAGUAAUAUUUUUGACAUGAAGCCCACAACAUUCACCACGGAUUUUGAGUAUGGCUUAAGAAAAGCAUUGUCACAGAUUUAUCCACAAACAAAAUUAAAGACAUGUUGGUUUCAUUUUACACAAGCUGUUCGAAGGAAUGCUUCAAAACUUCCUAAGUUCAUGUCGAAAAUAAAUAAAGAUAAUGAUGCAAAACAAUUGUUUCGCAAAUUUCUAAUAUUACCGCUGUUAAAACCGGACGAUAUAUUAAUUGGAUAUCUAAAUCUGAAAAAUCAUGCUUUGAGUUAUAAUUUAAAUAGCAUUUUUGAACAAUUCAUAGCAUAUUUCGAGAGACAGUGGAUUAAAAAGGAAGGCGCAUCAAAAUUCUCCGUUUAUAACGAAUCCAUUAAAACUACAAGCUUAAUAGAAUCGUUCCAUGGGCAAUUGGGUAAAUACCUUUCGAAAAACGGAAGAUUUUAUAAAUUGAUAGACCAUUUACUAGAUGUAGAUGUGACAAAAUCAAUUGAUUUUAAAAAAUCAUUGGACGGCAGUAUUUCAAUAUGUGUAGCAAAAUUAAAAAGGCAAAAAACGCGAGAAAAUUUGAUUAAAACUAUCUUAAGAAAUUUGGAAAAUGGUAUAAUCAGUGUGAACGACUGUCUUAGCCAGUUAAGUUAUAACUUAUAUAAUGAGGUGUCUUUGAACGCUUUGAAUGACGACGACAGGUCCCAAAUCCGAAAAGGUAAAGGAAUUGCUGUAGCAGUUGCCUCUUCCACUCUGCUCAAUGGUGGUCGAACGGCACAUUCGGUGCUUAAACUGCCAUUAAACUUGGCCCAUGAAGAAAUGCCAGUCUGUAAUAUAAGUAAAAACAGCGAGCGUGGACGUAUGUUGCAGCAAUGUAAAUUAUUAGUUUGGGAUGAGUGUACCAUGUUCCAUAAAAGAGCAAUUGAAGCUCUAGAUCGGACUUUGAAAGACAUCAAGAGUAAUCCAGAUAUCAUGGGGGGGAUGGUGGUACUUUUAGCGGGCGAUUUAAGACAGACUUUGCCGGUUAUCACUAAAGGUACCCCUGCAGAUGAAAUAAAUGCCUGUUUAAAAGCGUCAACGUUAUGCGUUUCUGUCUACAAAUAUGAGAGUGCAACUACACAAUCUAGACAAUAUGCUGCUGCUCUUCUUAAAAUUGCAGAAGAUCGUAUGGCAAAGGAUGCUAAUGGCAUGAUUACAUUGGAUCGUGAAUUCUGCAAUGUUUGCGCUUACGGGGCCGCGCAACUGCAACUGGCGCAAACGGCCAACGCAAUACGCCACCUGUACGCCUACGGCCUCGGCAGCGGACAAGAUAUCCAAAGGGCGUCCAGCACCGAUCUUACGGGCCUCUCCCCAGCCAUCAUCGAAGCGCUAGCCACCACCCAGGCGCCAGCCGCCGGCAAUGAUACAACAACCUACUACGUUAGCGCCAGCAAUUUGUAUCAGGACAAGUUGAUUGCCACCACCACCGGUUAUCGACGCAUUCGGCUGGCGCAAAAACAUGGCCACAACCAUCAACAACAACAACAGCAACACCCCAACAACAGCGCAAGCAGCGCACAUAAGUACAGCACCGCUUAUCUACCAGCAGCAACAGCAACCGCCACCACCACUACCACAAACUUUGUAGCAGCAGCAAUCAUCGUCAUUAUCUUGCUAGCAACAGUUCCUCCAUAUCCUGAUGUACGAACUACCCAACUUCUGACCUCAUCAUCAACCAAUAUCACAACCUCCGACCACAUAUCAAUUGUCGCAGGCACCACAAGCCGUCAUCAUGCAACACGCACAACCACAAAUGACGCUACAACCACUGCAGCACAUAUCAACGGUACAUGUUAG